AUGCCUUCGAUUCUGUCCUUUGUAGCUGUCAGCUUUAUGCUGGCUAUGUGCGCCUUGUCGCACCCGCUCAGCGAGCUCGAAAAGCGUUACGGAUCCUCUCUACAGCAGGAGACCGGCUUCCCGGGCAAGCCGACCGCCGCUCUCAUGUACACGUACAAGCCCGCCUCGUACAAGGCAGGAAACCCGGUUAUCGUGGCCCUUCACCACUGCCAAGGCACCGCUUCGUCUUACUUCGGCGAGUACAGUGACUGGCCCAACAUGUCUGAUCAAAAGGGUUUCAUGAUGAUCUUCGGAAGCAGUCCUGGCAACAACGGUACCUGCUGGGACGUCUCGUCCAGGGCAUCUCUCAAGCACGAUGGCGGAGGAGACAGUCAGACUAUCGCCAACAUGGUCAGCUAUGCCAAGAGCAAGUACGGGACCGGGGCUGCGUACCUUGUCGGCCACUCGAGCGGUGCUAUGCUCACCCAAGUCAUGGCCGCCGACUACCCUAACCUGUUCGUCGCUGGCGCCGAGUACUCUGGUGUUCCUUCGACCUGCUUCGCCACCAACAAAGCUAUCGGACAGGACUGGAAUGCUACCUGCGCACAAGGAAAGAUUAUCGAGCCCCAAUCCUACUGGGUUUCGAAAGUCAAGGGACAGUACUCCGGUUACGGCGGUCAGUAUCCACGAAUGAUGCUCGUGCAUGGAGACGCCGACCAGACGAUCAACUUCAACAACCACGGGGAAGCCAUCAAGCAGUGGACUGGCAUGCACGGUCUGAACCCUGAUCAGCCAAGCAAGACGUACGCCCUUUCCUCCGACUCACGAUACCAGGUGUCAGAAUAUGGCUCCUCGGUCAUGGCAGUGCGAGCCAAAGGCUUUACACAUGACAACCCCGCAAAAGGUGGGGUCGAGUACGCACCGCUACCGGCCCUUUCGCCGUUUCGGCGGCGACAACGCACUUCCGAUGAAUGGUGGGCAAAAACCAUAGUUGCUGAUUGCAUUAGACGCUCAAAUGAACGAGGCCAGCGGUACGAGGUAACUGCGAGGUCUGAUCUCGACGACUAUGGCUUUCGGUUACCCUUGUUCGAGGGGCCAGUGCUGGUUUGGGCCUUCAAGGACUCUGCUUUGACUGAAGCUGCUCCUACUCCGAGCAAGUGUGUGUUGGACCAGCGUCAAAGAGGCCCAAUCGAGUUCUUUGGCACCCCUCUUAGUCUGGGACAUGACGGUGACAUCGUGGUAGGUGGCAAACCCCUAAACUUCAUCAGUGGUGUUUGUGAGGCCGACGAUACCGACAACGGAGGACGCACUGUGCACCGAAAGGGCUACCUUGCCGAUGCCUUUGAUGUUACACAGUGCCUCACGGUAAGCCACCUUGACCAAGACAAUGCCACCUUCUCGUUCAGCGACUGUCGAUUCAAUGGAGCCGGUGAUGUUUGGUCCUCGCAAUCUUUCGCAUGGACUUUUAACGAAGGUGACCAUUCGGCCACAGGUUUCUUCAACGGCGAAGAUUUCAAUGCGAUUAAUAGCACCCAGGCACCAAUCUAUAACUUCAAGGCAGAGCACAAGCCCGACGCUGACGAAAGGCGCGGCAAGCUGCUGGUCGACUACACCCCUGAAACGAAUACGUACGGGGACUCGAUCCAGAUCUCACACGCUUAA
Messenger RNA from Pseudozyma hubeiensis SY62, 1641 nucleotides. RefSeq names its product carbohydrate esterase. Gene Ontology annotation, cellular component: extracellular region. The transcript has 5 exons. NCBI's taxonomy places the organism in Eukaryota, Fungi, Basidiomycota, Ustilaginomycetes, Ustilaginales, Ustilaginaceae. The record is from RefSeq and is a predicted model, not a curated record. Bases 1 to 1641 code for a protein of 546 amino acids. Gene Ontology annotation, molecular function: hydrolase activity.